Amaranthus tricolor (Joseph's coat) is the source of this 2781-nucleotide messenger RNA. RefSeq lists its product as uncharacterized. The record is from RefSeq and is a predicted model, not a curated record. The coding region runs from base 38 to 2470 and encodes 810 amino acids. NCBI's taxonomy places the organism in Eukaryota, Viridiplantae, Streptophyta, Magnoliopsida, Caryophyllales, Amaranthaceae. The transcript has 5 exons.
CAACAUUGGCUUGGGGGCUUCUAAUGCUCAUUAUCAAAUGAAUUUAUGUGAUGCCGAUGCGCUCAGAAUGCCUUGCUUGUCAUCCAGGGAUGUUUCAUGUCUUCUUAAACCAAACAUGCGAUUUGUGUGCGCAGCGCCUCAUAUAGAAUCGACUUCUGGUAUGGAGAAUGAAUUGGAUUCUCUGCAAGGGGGUUCUCGUGGAGAUAUCUUACCAAGCUCUGCCGCUUACUCCAAUACGUCAUCUUUUUUAGAUGAACAUUUGGUAGGAUCGCAGGAAAGAUUUGCUGGCUCUCUUGGUUGGUCAGCAGGGUUCUCCAUUGAGAACACAGACGAACAAAACAGCCAACAAGCACAAGUGCUCAAAUACUCUAAUGACGAGUCCUACAAACAAAUGAGUGGCAAGAAAAUAGGCGUUGUUGGUGAACAGAAUAUACUAAGCCCUCUGGAAACUUCUACUGGCCGUGCUAAAAAGAGAAGGAAGAUUUCUGAUGAUUUUGAGUCUAUCAAAUAUCUGCAUUUGGAAGGUAGAAGAAUCUAUCAGGAAGCAGAAAAAAAGCUUUUUUCUUUACACGAUAGUUUAAUCAGACCUAUUAUGAAUGAGCAGAUAGAGAAGGAACGUUUUUCACAGCCUGUCAGUAAAUCUAAUACCGGUGCCAAUCCUAGAAUGCCUUACAUUCAAAAUAAGCAAUUACUUGAACCAGAGGUAGUCCUUCAGCAAGCUGGUGAAUCUAAGGUGCAGAUGCAAGUGGCACCUGGUCUAAGUGACAAAAGGGGAAGCUCCCAGCAAUUACAUGUUGGAAGAGGCCAAAGCACACACAAUCAAGAUGCUGUGAGUAGCGUUCUGGAAGUGAUGAAUGGGGAUUACAUGAAACUACUUGAUUUGGAUGAUGAAGUUGCUGAAGAACAAUUCCGAAUGGUGAUGGAAAGGCCUCUGUCUCCAAUCCUUCCCGAGUUUGGUAUUCUGGAGUUUAGUCAAAAGGUUCAAGCGCAGACUGUAUCUGAAAAUAUUGAAGCUGUGUAUCAACGUGGUUUUUCAGUACAAAAUAAAAACCAACUGUACUUUGUUUUGUUUUCUGAUAUGGAGGAUAUUGGCAGUGUAACAAGGAUAUUUUGUGCUACUAGAACCUGCGUAGAUCAAUGCUGCCUGUUUUUUCAAACAAAUUGGGCAGUUCAAGAUAUACUAGGGGUCUUACUAUUGGAGAACGAACUGACUCCCAGGGAAAAAGCCUGUGUUUUAUUUUCUCUUCUGCUACUUAAUUUUUCCGCUAUAUCAUCGAACAAGUCUGUGACCUUCCAAGUCCAAGAGCAAAUGGUUACUUUGUCUGCACAGAUGCACGCAGUGUUAAACUCUGAUACCAGAGAAAUGCUUAGAAAAAUCUGUAACCUUCAUGAUGUACUUGCAUUGGGUGAAGAAUUUGUACUGAACAGAAAAGUUUUAUCCGAUGUUGACGUGAGCGGCGAACUGCUUGUUGAUUGUGGCUCAAGUAUUGGGAUUGUACAUCAAGGGGAGAAUACUGUUUUGUGGCCUAAGAUAGCUCCAACUGAUCUGGUUGUUACUGGGAGCAGCAUAUUGGCUUCUAUCUAUAAAGCAGUUGGUCAUCUUGGCUCUUUAUGUGAAUUUUCACUCAAGUUGCUGCACAUGGGCAGAGCUGAUUAUUCUUUGGCGUUGUCAAUUCUUCAUAAUUUUGCUUGCUUAUGUGGUGAAGAUUAUUUUACCAACAGCAAUUAUUCUUCGGUUAUGAAAGUUGUUAAAUCUGUGGUGGCGUUCAUGGAGGCUUCUUUGUCCAAGGGUCCCAUUAAAGAUCUCCAAGCAGGGGAUAUUACUUGGCAUCAUUUCACAACUUGUGUCAGAUGCCCAUUCAAAGAAGGCUCUGUUACUCUUGAUGCUGUUUCUUCAGAGCUGUUGGACGAGCUACGAAGACAUCUUGUCCCUCAAAUUCCAGGUGCAACGGCUCAUUCAUUGAACAGCAAAGCUGUUUCUUGCCUUCUAAGUGAUGUCCUGUCUUCUUUGGAACUCAUUGCAUCAAUUAUGUGCUGGGACUGGGUAUGCGAGAACAUUGUACAAAAGCUAUUUCACAUGUUGGAAUUAAGUUGUCAGAAUGAAGUCUUUUCUACUGCCCUUGUGGUGCUUCUCGGUUAUAUCGGGAGACUGGGAGUUGAAGCACGUGGCUAUAAUGACGCUGGAGUUGAGGGUAUAAGACACCAUUUGUUAGGUCUUUUAUGUCAGGCUACCACAUCGAAGUGUGAUUCAGCUGUACCAAUGGCCAUCCUUUAUGGAGUGACUGGGCUUUGUCCGAAAGGUCAUGAGAUUUUUCAGAAGGUUUAUGAUGUAAUUCAUUCAUCCAAAGAUUGGCAUUCUGCAUCAUCUCCAUCUGAUGAUAUUGUAAGCAAAUUUCUUUCAUCUCUUAGCAGCAAACAAGCAACCUCCUUGGCUAGUCUAUUGAGUUUUGAUUCAGGACUAGCUGCAUAGUUCAUGUUGCCUACAUGUUGUAAGUAGGGCGAUUUUGCAUUUUUACUGGUAGUUUUAUCUUUUACGUGUAAUCUACGGUAUAAGUUAUAGAAUGAGAUCUCUUGAUUUUGUAACUGAUCGAGUUUUAUUUUGACUAGAUGUUAGGUUCUAGCUUGAGCAAAUAGGCUCCCGAAAGAAUUGACAUAAAGAUGUCAGAUCAAGAUUUUUAACAUUGUAUGGUUUUUCGAACAUGCUCCUUGUUUUUGUUCCGAGGGAUGCUUGGUAUAAUGCUAUACAAUGAAAAAGAGUAAAUAUGAGAACUUCUGAUUCCA